CCUCGGGCUCCGCGCGGGGAGUGCGGCGCGGCUGGCGAGGGGAGGUGCGCGCGUGUGUGGAAGUGCGUGCACCGGUGAGGGCGAAGCGCGCCCCCGCGCGCGGCAAGAGGAGCACGCGCGCGUGGGGAGAAAUGUGCGUGCGUGUGGGGUGCACGCGCGUGGAAGUCCGCGCGCGGUUGGAGAGGUGGGUGCGCCGGGAAGGGGGUGUCGCUCAGGAGUGCAGGUGAGUCCCGGAGUGGAGGCGUGCGAGGAGCUCGCGAACGAGGGCAGGCGUGUGUGCACGCGUGCAUGGGGUGUGAGCCGAGAGCUUGGGCAGAGGAGACGGGGCUCCGGGGGAGGACUCUUCCAGUCGCGCGGGGGCAGCUGCUGAGCGGACCCGAGGAGAGGGCAGACCGAGAGCUCUUGCAACUUGAGACUGCACUGGAGAUUGAAGGGGGUGGGAGCUGGGGAGGUGUGGGUGCAGAAGGCGGGGCCUGGGCGAGCGCGGGGAGGAGUGGGGUGGGAGUGAUGCCCGCUGAAGAGCUGCGGGAGGGGCACCCUGCUAUUGUGAGCGUCCGAAGUGCAGUGAAGAUGGAGAUGGGUGGAGGAAUAGGGAGACUGAGGAAGGUAUGGGAGCGUGAAAAGCCUCAGUGCUGCUGUCAGGAGAGAGGAGGUCCUUCCAGAGACGUGAUCGCAAGAGCUGGGGCACGAAGAAUGUGGAGGCUACAGAGGCACCGAAGAGAGUGUGAACAUGGCUACGCCUCAUCGUUCCCCUCCAUGCCGAGCCCCCGGCUGCAGCAUUCGAAGCCCCCACGGAGGUUGAACCGGGCACAGAAACACAACAGUGGGAGCAGCAACACCAGCACUGCCAACAGAUCUACACACAAUGAGUUGGAAAAGAAUCGGUGAGUCCAUAAUGAAGAGCAGCUGUAAUUUGUUUGAAAGCAAACUUACCAUUCUGCAUGAGAAAUUAAAGUGAUUGGUAG
Mastomys coucha (southern multimammate mouse) is the source of this 965-nucleotide messenger RNA. It is a transcript of the gene Mxi1, whose product is annotated as MAX interactor 1, dimerization protein. NCBI's taxonomy places the organism in Eukaryota, Metazoa, Chordata, Mammalia, Rodentia, Muridae. Bases 289 to 888 code for a protein of 199 amino acids. The record is from RefSeq and is a predicted model, not a curated record. The transcript has 3 exons.